Messenger RNA from Acromyrmex echinatior (Panamanian leafcutter ant), 1297 nucleotides. RefSeq lists its product as uncharacterized. The record is from RefSeq and is a predicted model, not a curated record. Lineage: Eukaryota; Metazoa; Arthropoda; Insecta; Hymenoptera; Formicidae.
UUGUCCCUAAUUAACGGUUAUUAAAUUCUUUGUCGUAUUGUUCAUAACUAAUGGUUAUUAAAUUAAAAAAUGCAAUGGUACUUAGUACUUUUAAACUUUCCAAAAGAAGAGCGGAAUAGAUUAAUAUUUCUAUCUUGGAAUAAGUGUUACGCGAAGGGUAAACCGCUGAUCAAAAUUGUGUGCAUUAAUGCCUAUUAAUGCCCAGUAAUGCCCAAGUAAUGCCCAAUUUUUAUGCCCACUAAUGUCCUAAUGAUGCUCAUUAAUGCCCUAGUAAUACCUAUUACUGCCUUGGUAAUGUCCAUUAAUGUUCUAGUAAUGCAUAAUUUCGUACUUAGUUUAUUAUAAUGCACAAUUUUCUUAAGUAAUGCCCUGCAGUAAUGCCCCAAAUCUGUACACCGCAAUGCCCUCAACGGUUUACCCCUCGCUAUAUCCGGAUAUGAUCUCCGAUAGUUCGAUUUAUUGAACUAUGGGAUAUGUAAUAUACAUUGAAUACGUGAGCGACCAACAAGGACUUCAAAAUGCAGAAUGAUGGAGAAAGAAAGCGAGCUAUGGCCAUGCUUGCGAGAUCUGCAAGACCAUUUGUGCGAAAAUCUAGACUCAUGAAUGUGUACAAUAUUACCAUUAAGUCAUCAAAUUUACAUUUUUAUGCAAAAGAUGAUGACGGUAACUUUCUACGCAGAAUUUAGUCAACGAGGCCGCAGGCGGUGGCCGACAAUUGCAGCUGACAGUGAAGAAAGAAAAAGUUGUCGAAUAAAUCUACGACCUCACCACAUAGUUCCUGGGCUAUUACGAGAGCAAUUUCUUUUAGGUCUUCAACUACAAGAUUUAACAAUAACGAACGCAUUGGACGCUGAAGCUCUGGCAAUGGAUGAUAUUAGAGAGGCAGUGAAUGAUGAAAAUUACAAACUGAACACCGAACAGUUCAAACGAUAGAUAUGCCAGUAACUUAUCAAGUAUACCUUAUAGGAAACAGUUCUACGACCGGGAAACGACAGGGAUUUGAUAAUGAUAGUGAGCUACAGGAUUUCAUUGGUGGAAGUUUUGGUGAAAUCACUCAUUUUCAACUAGCCUGAUUACGUAAAUGUGGAAGUAACGAAAUCCUUUACCGUACUGGAAUUCGCGCUCGAAGAUUCUGUUACACACUUCAUGAGACUUAUGAAGAACAACCGAGGAAUCAAGGACGAAGAUGCAUGAAACGAGAUCAUGCGCUGUCUGUUUUUGAAAGUCUUUUCGACGAAGUCUAAACGUGAAUGAACGCAAGCAUAAAUAAAUAACUUUAAAUAAGUAAUUUAAUAGU